CAGAGUAGUCCCUGAUAUGAAAAGUCUAGAAUAGAAAAGUUUUUUUUCUAAAGUCCUUUGAACUAGGAAUGUCACAAUCCCUGUUUAAUUUUUCUCAUUAUGGAAGAGGUCAAAUAUUCAUAAAUGAGGGCACUUCACCGAUUCCUCACAAAUGAUGAACCCAUUUUGUCACAUGGGUAAGGCCUAAGCUGCUGAUGAAGUAAACGUAGCCUCUAUGACACCACAUUUUCACUCUGGACAAACUGCUGUUCAUUCUUGGUUGCAUGACAGCUUGGCUUUCUUCUGGCAUCUAAAGACUGCACAGAAUAUCCCAUAGUUUUCUCUGAAGAAGACAAAAAGCUGGAGAAAGAGCAACUGAAACAAUGGAGCUUCGAGUAGGGAACAAGUAUCGACUGGGACGAAAAAUUGGUAGCGGAUCAUUUGGGGAUAUCUAUUUGGGUGCUAAUAUUGCCACAGGGGAAGAGGUAGCCAUUAAAUUGGAAUGUGUGAAAACCAAGCAUCCGCAGCUCCACAUCGAAAGCAAGUUUUACAAGAUGAUGCAGGGAGGAGUGGGCAUCCCUUCCAUUAAAUGGUGUGGAGCAGAGGGUGACUAUAACGUGAUGGUGAUGGAACUUCUGGGACCCAGCUUGGAAGACCUCUUCAACUUCUGUUCCCGCAAAUUCAGCCUCAAAACUGUUCUGCUGCUUGCUGAUCAGAUGAUCAGUCGUAUUGAGUACAUUCAUUCCAAGAAUUUUAUCCACCGAGAUGUGAAACCAGACAACUUUCUUAUGGGGCUUGGCAAGAAGGGCAACCUAGUGUACAUCAUUGACUUUGGCUUGGCCAAGAAGUAUCGUGAUGCACGCACCCACCAACACAUCCCCUACCGGGAAAACAAAAACCUGACUGGCACAGCCCGCUAUGCCUCUAUAAACACCCAUCUUGGGAUUGAACAAAGUCGCCGUGAUGACUUGGAGAGCUUGGGUUAUGUGCUGAUGUACUUCAAUCUUGGCUCACUGCCUUGGCAAGGCCUGAAGGCAGCUACAAAGCGCCAGAAGUAUGAACGCAUUAGUGAGAAGAAGAUGUCAACGCCCAUUGAGGUGCUCUGCAAAGGCUACCCUUCUGAAUUCUCUACAUACCUCAACUUCUGCCGUUCAUUGCGGUUUGAUGACAAACCAGACUACUCUUAUCUGAGACAGCUGUUCCGCAACCUCUUCCACCGCCAGGGUUUCUCCUAUGAUUACGUGUUUGACUGGAACAUGCUCAAGUUUGGGGCAGCCCGGAAUCCCGAGGACAUGGAUCGGGAAAGGCGAGAACACGAGCGAGAGGAGCGGAUGGGGCAGCUUCGGGGUUCAGCCACACGGGCACUGCCACCUGGGCCUCCUGCAGGAGCCACUGCUAAUCGCCUCCGCAAUGUUGCUGAACCCAUGGCCUCCACACCCACCUCCCGCAUCCAACAGUCUGGAAACACAUCCCCCAGGGCAAUUUCACGAGUGGACAGGGAGCGGAAGGUCAGCAUGAGGUUACACCGGGGAGCCCCUGCCAACAUCUCCUCAUCUGACCUCACAGGGCGGCAAGAGGUGUCACGGAUUUCAGCAUCACAGACAAGUGUGCCAUUUGAUCACCUGGGGAAAUGAAGAGUGGAUUUCACCGGACCAGUGUUUGCUUAGUGUCUUCACUGUAUUUUUCUUUUAAAAAACAAAAUUACAAAAAAAUACAAAUAAAAAAAGAAAAAACAACAAAAAAACCAACUUUUUUUUCUGCCAGCCACAAGGAGAGGACCUGCCCCGUGCUGGCGUUCAUGUCUUUUCUGAGAUCGCCGACUGCGUUCCCAAGCCCAAUUGCCUUCAGCAAGUCACCGAUGCAGGAGCCUUGCAGAAAAACACCUCUGCUGCUGCCGUGCAGCUUCGUCUCGACGUAGGCCUUGCCCCCCAUCUCACGCCACCAGGCCACAGCCAGCCCACUCUGCUUUCCACCCGCCCUCGCCCCCCAUUUUCUGAUCUAUUUGUAUCAUCUGAAACAAAACAAUAAUCACUUGCCUUUUUUGUUUUUGAAAGUUCAAUAUGUCUGAGAUGGAAUGGUUUCUGCCAUCAUUUGGGAUGGCUUUGGGAUUUUAAAAA
Pogona vitticeps (central bearded dragon) is the source of this 2096-nucleotide messenger RNA. The record is from RefSeq and is a predicted model, not a curated record. Lineage: Eukaryota; Metazoa; Chordata; Lepidosauria; Squamata; Agamidae.